ACGUGUUUUUAAUAGAACUACCGAUGGUUAUUUUGUUCUUUAGGCUGGGGUUGCGGAGCUUAGUGUUGGAAUCAUCAGACUCUUUACGAACAUCAGGAUUUGCCCUUGCAUUAUGGACCAACGCCUGGAGGGCACUCGAUGCUCUUGGCGUUGGAGACUCCCUUAGACAACGUUCUCUCCAGUUUAGUCGGUUCGAGGCAUUUUCAGCAGUUUCAGGCAAGCCUACUGCAGAGAUUUCCCUAGAUGCAAAUAAGAAACCUAGAGAUUACGACAGCCGUUGUAUGAAAAGACAGGAGAUAGUGGAGACUUUAGAGAAAGAACUUCCUCCAGGAACUAUCAAGUAUUCUUCCCGUGUUGUUUCCAUCCAAGAUUCUGGACUAUUCAAGUUGCUACAUUUGGCUGACAAAACUGUUCUUCGAACCAAGGUGUUAAUAGGAUGUGAUGGUGUGAACUCAGUGGUGGCUAAGUGGAUGGGCCUCCAGAAACUAGUUGAUGCAAAUCGUUCAGCGAUUCGGGGAUACGUUGAGUAUCCAGAAAGUCACGGUUUCGAGCCAAAGUUCUGCGCUUAUUUUGGAGGAGGAGUUCGCAUUGGUUUCCUUCCCUGUGAUUACAAGAGCUUGUACUGGUUUUGCACUUUUACUCCGUCUGCCGUCAACUACGAUGAAUCGAUAGAAGGAAGUCCAAUCAAAAUGAAGCAAUUUGUGCUAAGUAUGGCCAGCAACGUGUCAAAAGAAGCAUACAAUAUCCUACAGAGAACCUCACUAGAUAGCCUAUAUUGUGCCAAACUAAAAUUAAGAUCGCCAUUGAACAUUUUAAUGAGAGACAAUAUUGUCAAAAGAAACACAUGUCUAGUUGGUGAUGCACUUCACCCAAUGACACCUGAUAUUGGUCAAGGUGGAUGUUCAGCAUUAGAAGAUAGUGUGGUUCUUGCUAGGUGCAUUGCUGAAACUUUUUCAAUAAAAUUACCAACAGGAAUGCUGGAGAAAUUAGAAGAUGAUGAAUUAUACAAUAGAAUUAAAGUUGGUUUGGAGAAGUAUGCAAAAGAGAGAAGAUGGAGGAUUUUUAACCUUAUUACUACUUCUUAUUUGGUUGGUUUGGCACAAGAAAGUAAUGGGAAGGUGAUUAGCUACUUGAGAGAGAAAUUCCUGGCUCAAUUUACCAUUGAGACUAUGCUGAAAAUGGGUGACUUUGAUUGUGGGAAAUUAUUGACAUGAUCUGGUUGUAGUGAAGAUGUAAACUUAUGAUGAUUAGUUUGUUGCUAUUAUGAUCAAUGAGUAGGGGGACUUCGAAAAGAACAAUUAGAAAAAGUUGUUGUAUGAACUAGCUUGUAUGGAAGCUAAGGUUGCAAAUGUUGUCACUCUAUCUUAUGUAAGGAGUAAUUUAGUUUUCAACGGUGCUAUUAGCUAGUACUCCGAUCCUUUCCUCCUAAUUUAUGUGGUAUCAUUCGAAUUGCAAGAGUCAAAACAAGUUUUUGUUA
This is a messenger RNA of Nicotiana attenuata, 1477 nucleotides long. RefSeq names its product FAD-dependent urate hydroxylase-like. The record is from RefSeq and is a predicted model, not a curated record. Lineage: Eukaryota; Viridiplantae; Streptophyta; Magnoliopsida; Solanales; Solanaceae. The coding region runs from base 24 to 1214 and encodes 396 amino acids. The transcript is spliced from 5 exons.